AUGAUAAAUUAGUAGAAUGUGAAUCUAUAAAGCAAUGUUAAGGUUCAAUCCAUAUUAGGUUUCAUACCAGCCUUGGUGUUUUAACACAUUCUUGAAAAUCAAAUAAAGGGGAUAAAAGCCUAGGUUCCAGAGAUUCAGUCAUUUAAGAGUGUAAUAAUGUUUGCUGAUAUAUGUGGAUUCACUAACUUAACAGAACAACUUUCUAAAAUAGGUCCAGAAGGAUCAGAAGUGAUAGCAUUCGCAAUCAAUAGAUAUAUGGAAUUGUUGAUAAAAUCAAUAUCAAAGAGUGGAGGAGACAUAUUCAAAUUUGCAGGAGAUGCUAUUAUAGUUGUAUGGCCGCCUCCGACAAGUUACAAUGAUAAAGAUGAAUAGCUCAAAACCUUACUACGUUAAGGAAUAUAAAGUGCCUUAGAUAUUUAAGCAAAAUUGAAUGAUACUUUCAUUUUGGAGAAUAUAAAACUAUCUGUUAAAAUAGGAUUUGGAGUUGGAGAUAUCAACAUUUUAUAUGUCGGAGGAGUGUUCAAUAGAAAUGAAUUCCUAGCAACAGGUUAGGCUCUGAUUUAGGCUUUCGAGAGUGAAGCACUGUGCCACAAAAGGAGGCUAAGUUAUAAUAUCUAAGGAUGUAUUUGA
Messenger RNA from Paramecium tetraurelia, 630 nucleotides. RefSeq lists its product as uncharacterized. The transcript has a single exon. Lineage: Eukaryota; Ciliophora; Oligohymenophorea; Peniculida; Parameciidae. The record is from RefSeq and is a predicted model, not a curated record. Gene Ontology annotation, biological process: cyclic nucleotide biosynthetic process; intracellular signal transduction.